AUGGCAGCGUCAAAUGUUUUUAGCGCCAAAGAAAUUGCUGACAUUAUAAUGGAACAACCAUCAACUGACGAGAGUGCUGAAGAAUCUUCAGAUACCACCACCAUUGAAGAUGAACUUUCUGAUUCCAAUUUUGGAAACCCUAUGGUCUCCUCAGACUCAAAUUCUUCAAGUGAUGGUGAAAUGAAAACAACCCCCUGUGCACCAACAAGAGGUCGGGCAAGGGUUCGUGGUGGAGUGAAAGGAGGUCGCGGACAACAUAGCAUAACUCCCACCCGUGGUGGAGUGCGAACAAGAGGAGCCAAAUGUGGAAGCGUUGUGAGGACGAGGGCUCUUGCAGGUGGUGACCCCAGGCCAUUGUUAGAGGCUCUGGCGAAUGGUGGUUUUGACGCUGAUAUUGAAAGUAAUGAUAUAGAUCAUGUAUUGGAACAAGAAGGUGAUUCACAACAACCAUUCCAUACACAUGAACCACAGACAAUAAAUGUCCGAAAUGCUGAACCGGCCAAAAGGCAACAUAUAUGGUCUGAUGUAGCAAGUGGUCCUCCUAUAUUUCAAUUUGAUGAGCAAUCUGGUCUUCUUGUGGAGACGCACGAUGAUAUAAUCCCUCCUUCUGAGAAGAAACAGCGACCCACAAAGCCAUGUCGGAUUUGUUCACAGAAUAAACAGAGACACGAAAGCCGUUACUUCUGCCCAGUCUGCAGAGAAAAACCAGCAUUGUGCGUAGAUAAAUGUUUUAGGCAAUAUCAUAAUGAGAAAAACUGA
Molecule: messenger RNA, 759 nt
Organism: Lottia gigantea (owl limpet)
Lineage: Eukaryota; Metazoa; Mollusca; Gastropoda; Lottiidae
Exons: 3
Coding region: 1-759 (252 amino acids)
Source: RefSeq, a predicted model, not a curated record